Molecule: messenger RNA, 5329 nt
Organism: Dreissena polymorpha
Lineage: Eukaryota; Metazoa; Mollusca; Bivalvia; Myida; Dreissenidae
Product: dentin sialophosphoprotein-like
Exons: 13
Coding region: 145-3018 (957 amino acids)
Biological process (GO): mitotic cell cycle; intracellular signal transduction; protein phosphorylation
Cellular component (GO): nucleus; cytoplasm
Molecular function (GO): histone H3T3 kinase activity; ATP binding
Source: RefSeq, a predicted model, not a curated record
GAUUUCGGCGCCAUCUUAAAUUGUAGGAAAGUUGCAGUUUAAUAAUAAUAAAUCAUAAGUCCAUUGCUAUGGAAACACGAGCUCCAAAUUAACCAUUUCCAACUAAAACUUGUAUUAAUGAUGACAUAGAAAAAGGAAGCAAGAAUGAGAAAGGAUGGCACACUGCGGACGUACGGUCGUCACAAGAAUCGGGUGAUUGUAGCUACGGACACCUGGUUAUCUGACCAGGACAAGAAGACUGGAGUGUUCAGUACGUCUGGAGACUCGUCCAAGUCUGGCAUAUUUCAUUCCAGUAGCAGCAGUGGUCAGGACUCGUUGAAUUCAACAGGUGGAAGUUGUUUUACUAGGCAAAGGAACGGAGUUAAAAAUCCAAGACAACCUGGCAAGCAGGGAAUCAAUAAGGAGAACCAAAAUGUGCCUGUCAAGGACCCCAAAAUAUCAAAAAACAAAGUCAAGGUUGAUGGCUUCUCCAUAUCUUCGUCCAGCAGCCAUUCUCCCUGCUCUGAGUCUGGUCAACGGAGGCCUGCCUUGAGGGACAGAAAUAAACAGGUUGACUACAAUGACUCUGCAAACCUGAAAAAACAGCUUCGAGGGGCCACAGUGAAGCGAAAAAGGCCUGUAAAAACAACAGGGAAAGAGCAUAUGAAAGAAGACAUUAAUUUCAGUGAUUUUGAUAAUUACAGUUUGGUGAUCUCUGACUCCCCAGUUGACGGAGUGAAACCUGUAAGUAGAUUGUCUGUUGAAACCAGUACACCCCUAGCAAAGAGGACAAGAAGGGCUAAGAAUAUUCAAGUAACAGAUCUGUCUCACAUUGAAGCUUUUGACAGUCCGGUGUUGGAUACCGGCUAUUCCAGUGUGCAAACUCCUGAAAGUGGCCAUAGCGCCAGUAUCUUCAACACGCCUUCACUUUGCUCCUCUGUAGGGUCACGAAACUGUUCAAGUCCAGCUAUUAAAUCAGGGAACAUAAGACAGACCCGUGCCAAUUGUCUUAUUCAGCUACAUAAACUUAGUCAUGUAUCUUUAUCUUACUCUGGCAGUUCAAAGUCCCAUGCAACACAAAGUAGACUUAAUUGUGUUAACUCUAAUAUUAUUGAUAACUCUGCAAGCUUAUUCAGUUCUCCUGGCCUUCCACGGUUCACUAGAGUGACAGCUAAACUGCAGAAAUUGCAAAAUUCAGAAAUAUUUCCUGAUGGUGAGAGUAACGAAAGCGAUCAAAGUGAAGGAGAGGAAGAAGUGUCAUCAGAUGAAAGCAGUGAUCUUGCAGAGAGUAAAGAAGAAGAUGAGUUUGAGGAGGAUGUUUUAGAUGAAGAGGAUGAAAUUGAUGAGUCAGAAGAAGAGGGAGAAGAUCAGAGUGAUGAUUUAACAGAAUUGAGUGCAAUACAUGAAGGUGAAGAAUUGACAGAUGAAGAGGAUAGCAAUGAAUCAGAACAGAUAAGCAUUCCAAAUGACCAGUCCAAUACUAGUCAACAAUUUGUUAGAGUUACUAGAAACACUUGUAAAAAGAACACAAAUAAUAAAGCAAUGGAACCUUCUGUAGAUUUCGAAAAGUUAUCAGAGAGUUUGUUAAGUAAUCACAUCAAUGAAAGACGAGUCAAGAGAAAAACGAGGAGAAAGGUUGUAGCAGAUAAAGAAAGUGUUGAUGAAAUAAGUCAGUUGAUGGAGCAGUCCUAUAUUAAAGAGUCCUGUGAUUCAAACACAACUUUGUACUCCUUAGCAACAGACGGUAUUGCCUCAACUCAGGAGCAAGAUGAGAGUGAUGAAGUCGAAGAAGAAAACCAUGAUGAGGAUUAUAAUGAUGAUGAUAAUGAUGUUGAUGAUGAUGAUUAUGAUGACUAUGAUGGUGAUGCCGAAGGAAAGACUGAAGAAGACAAAGAACAUCCUUGUACCCCUCCAAGGAAAAAGUACAGUUUGAAGGACUCUCGGCUCCAGGAACUGCACAAUUCUUUUUCGGAGAUCCUUACUCCAGGCCGCAGGAAGAGUUCCCUGGUUCCCCUGUCUGCCCAAGCUCGGGUACUGCUCCUGUGCGACCAGACCGAGCCCAUCACAUUCAGGGAUGCCUUGCCAGGAAAAAUGCUCUCCAAGUGCAAGAAGGUUGGGGAAGGGGUGUACGGGGAGGUGUUCCGAAGCACAAACCAGAAAAACGAGUCUGUAGCCAUAAAGAUAAUACCCAUUGAGGGCGAUCUAGAAGUAAAUGAUGAACCACAGAAGAAGUUUGCAGAGAUUUUGCCAGAAAUUGUGAUUGCCAAAGAGCUGAGUGGCCUGAGUAGCUGCAGUGGCUCCCGGACAGCCAGUUUCUGUCGUGUCAACGCCAUACACUGUGUGCAGGGCAAGUACCCCCUAGAACUGCUCAAACACUGGGACCUAUACCAUAAGAACAAGGGGUCUGAAAAUGACAGACCAGAUAUGUUUCCUGAACAUCAGUUAUACAUCAUGUUUGAAUUUGAAGACUGUGGUACAAGUCUAGAAUCCUAUGAGUUGACGACAAUCUCUCAAGGUAAGAGUGUGCUGACCCAGGUAGCCUACGCGCUGGCGGUGGCAGAGGAGAGGCUGCAGUUUGAGCACCGAGACCUCCACGUGGGCAACGUGCUGGUGAGAGCCACGGACCAGGAGGAGAUAGCCUUCAAACUGCUGGGCAGGACAGUCACUGUGCCCUCCAUGGGUAUCCAGGCCAGUGUGAUCGACUUCACCCUCUCCAGGCUUACAAAAGAUGGCUGCACAGUGUUCACCAACCUUGCGGAGGAUGAUACUUUGUUUCAAGGCAAGGGAGACUACCAAUUUGACAUCUACAGGACCAUGAGGAAGGAAAACAGCAACAACUGGGAGAGGUUUGUUCCUCACAGCAAUGUUCACUGGCUACACUACCUGGCUGACAAGGUCGUGUACAGAAGGAACUACCCCAGCCAGUCGGGGCGCCAGGACCGCGACACUGUCCGCCAGUUCAGACAGUUUAUGUCAGGCAUGUUGGAGUACAACAGUGCCUUAGAAAUGGUGGUUGACAGCCUCUUUCUUAACACCUGAAGAAUGAAGACUGGAAGCAAUUGCUAGAUUACAAAGCUUUUGGAAAUGGAAACGUUGAAUAUUGUCCUGUUUUAUCCGAAGGAUGAACACGUGAAAAUUUAAGCAUGCUUGACUUUGUCACUGAAGAAGGUUCUCAGUCUUUUACAGGUAUUGGAAAAUGGUCUUUAUAGUCAGUUUCGGAACAUACAAAGAUACAUGAUGUGUUGGCAAAAGCGGAGAUGAUAGGCAAUUUAAACCUGUGGUGGCUGAGCACUUGAAAUAAUAGAAUGUUUGUGCAUCUCAGUGUUACAAAAACUGCUAUUGAUAAUUUUUUCUUGAACACAUGACAUUUGAAAACCAAUAAACAAUGCUUCAUUACAAAGUGCUUCAACUAGAUUGACUUUUCCUUUAAGCCUUUAAGGAGUAAAAAUGUGCAUGUCUUGUUGACACAAUUUUUAAUGGUUUAUAUUUCAAAACAUGAAGGAUGUUAUCUUAUAAAAUAUUUUUUACAUGAACAGUAGCCAGGGAAUGGUUUAAGAAAUCUUGUUUGUUAAAAAAAACCAAUGAUAAAAAUAUUCAAAAGGGGUAAACAUGUUUUGCUUGGUCACAAUAGAAGCAUCUCACUUCUUGUUUUGAAUAAAUUGUUUUUGGACAAGGAAUUAAUUUUUUAUGCAGCUUUGCUUUUAGCACCAGCACAGUUUUAUGUUUCAUAUGCUGGACUUUCUAAACAACCCCGCAUUGAAAGUUGACAAACAUGUUUUGGCCCUCAGAGACUACUUAGGUGCUUGUUGGUUGGUUUGGUUUGAUGUGUUUUCUCCAAGUGCAGUGAAAUAGAGCUGAAUACAGACAGCUAGUAUGAGAUCAAGGAAUGCACUUUUUAUGUGCAAAUUGUGUAUGAAAUUUUGGAAAAUGUUUCAGUUAGGGAAAGUAAAUAUAAAUUACUAAAUAUUUGGGAAACAAUUUUAAUUGUUGAACUUGCUAAGUAGCCAUGAUUUGUUAUUUAAAGUUGUUUCAAUAUAAGCAUUAAUGAAAAAAUUAUGUAGUACAGUCAGUCAAUAUGACAACAAAUAUAUACUCUGGUCUGUUCCAGAGGUUUUAGAUGUGUUCCUAUGAGAAAUUAAGUUAGUAUGCUUCAACUAAAUGACAAGAAAAAUUGUACUUAAUUUUUAUUUUUAUCUUGAACAGUUUUAUUCUUAGUCAUGUGAUUUGAUUAUGCACACAGUAAAUGUUAUUAUGUUUUAUGAUGUUUUAUAAGUAUUAUUUUUUCAUUAUAAUACCACAUGAAUUGUCAAUAUAUUUUGAUGAUAUUUAGAUAUGACUGACUCCGAGGAUGAUACAUGGUGUGAGCAGGAGAAGAUAACUCCUACAAUGUAGUUGUGAUUUGAGUCGUGUCAUGCACAUGGGUCUUACGUCAUGUGUGGCUAGCCUAGCCUCAAACCAGCCUGCACAGCGGCACAGUCUGGUCAGGAGCCAUGCUGUCCUCUAUCUAUAAAGUCACUCAUGGUUUAGGCAGGCUGUCAAGCGGUCCUACUUUUUCAUCAGGGUCCUACUUUUUCCUAUUUUUUUUACAUAAUCUUCCUACUAUUCCUACUUUUUCAUUUUAAAUGGAGAUUAUUUUUUUUAAAGAGUUUAUUUAGUUAACUUGCAGGAUGAAUAAAUCUAUGGCAUGACUGUAUCCUUGUUAAGGUGCCUUCAUCUAGAUGAGACCUGACAACCCAUGCUGACACCUCUUCAGGAAGUAUAGAUAUUUAUUUCUUAUGUAACGCUUGAAAUUAUUGACAAAAGUUGUUUUUUAUGUCCCCCACCACUAUAGUGGGGGACAUAUUGUUUUUGCCCUGUCUGUUGGUUGGUUGGUUUGUGUGUUUGUUUGUUUGUUUGCUCCAACUUUAACAUUUGCCAUAACUUUUGCAAUAUUGAAGAUAGCAACUUGAUAUUUGGCCUGCAUGUGUAUCUCAUGGAGCUGCACAUUUUGAGUGGUGAAAGGUCAAGGUCAUCCUUCAAGGUCAAAGGUAAAAAAAAAAGUGGCGCAGAAGGGGACAUGGUGUUUCUGACAAACACAUUUCUUGUUUUAAGUAACAAUAGUGCCUUGUUUACUCCCUUAGCAUUUUUACACUGCAGACUUCACUACCUUACCUACCAGUGAGGGAACCCAUUGCUUAUUCCAGUUUUAUUUUGUUUCCAUUGACAACAAUUUGACCAAACCUUAUGCAUGUUUACAUGAUAUUGCUGUUUGGAAUGUAGAGAUAUAGAGAUACAUGAUUGUAUUGUAUGAGUGGUUAUGUAAUAUGGAAUUUAUUGCACAAGCUAUUUGAAAAAGAAAAACUGAUGCUUU